Molecule: messenger RNA, 1454 nt
Organism: Anneissia japonica
Lineage: Eukaryota; Metazoa; Echinodermata; Crinoidea; Comatulida; Comatulidae
Product: UPF0547 protein C16orf87 homolog
Exons: 5
Coding region: 357-860 (167 amino acids)
Source: RefSeq, a predicted model, not a curated record
CCAAGGGUGAAAGGUUGGAAAAUCGGUGAAGCGUGUUAACAAAGUCAGAGCAGCUGAGAACGAAUAUACAAGAGUACCCAGCAACAAAUAGUGUUUAUUUUAUUUAUUAGAACUAGGGAUAUAUUUGAACGUUAUUAUAUUUUUAAUGAAUCGUUAAUAAUGCAAAUCUACUUAAUUUUCGCAUGAGGUUCGUAGAAGAUUUAUUUCUGAAACGACGUGCUGAAAGUCAGCAGAGAAAUCGUCUUCAUAAUAUUCAUCGAAACUUGUUGCUUUUUGUUGUGGUGUGGUGGUGCAUGUCCGCCUGCUAAAUCUACUAAAUACACACGUACUUAACAAUACAGGGCCUGCGCUUUAACAUGGUCUUAAAGCCUUGUCCGGUAUGUAAUCAACAGGUACCUGUUGCCUGCAAGUCAUGUUUUUGUGGUCACAUCUUUUUCACAAACCGCCGAGCAAAGAGUCCCAGUCCUCCAGUAACAGCAGACCAAAAUGGAAGUACUUCACGGAGAAGAGCUGAACGACCAAAGAAAGUUAGAACUGAUUAUUAUGGACCAAGUGCAUUUGAGCACAGGAUGGAUAAGCAAUUGAGUACAAAUAGCUCACGAGUGAGAGAAAGAUCGGCAUCAUUUGGUGGAGAAGCCUCGCCAAAGAAACGUAAACCAGGAAGACCAAAGAGUACCUCUGGAAAAUCAAACGAUGAUGAAAAGGAAAAGAAAGAAGAAGACGUUUAUGCUACUCUAUCGGAAGACAAAGCGUUCAUCUACUCCAUAAUACUUGAUGAGAUCAACUGCAAACUUCAAAAACAAUGGAGAGGACCAACAAAAGAUAAGUCUGUUGUUACCCCCAAUGGAGUCUCUGACUAGCAUGCAUACUAAUUCUUCAGUUGUAAUCUUUGUACAUUUGUAUUAUAUUUUUUCAAUAUGAGUAGACCCAAAGGGUCUACAGUUUGUAGAAACCAGCAAUAGUUUAAUUUUAUCGUUUGUUUACAAAGCAAAGAUUUUAACAAGAUAGCGUUCUCCACGAUUUACCCGUAACAAAUAGAAGUGUCGAUUUGGCACAGAAAAGUAAUCAGUUUUGGGAGAGGGCGUCCUAGUCGUUGCCAUGGAUCUGAGAUAGGGUGUUCGCGUUACGCCAUAAGUUCGUUACCAAGUACGUUAAUUUGUUCCUUAUGUUCUAAAGAGAGGGCGCAUUGUAAAUCAGACGCUUCUAAUUGUUACGCGUAAACGUAAAGUCGCGCGGCGUACGCUAUGGUCGGAGAGGUCAAGGUUCAAAAGUUUUCAAUUUUGCAAGAGGCCGCUUGUAUUGUAGCUGUAUGUUGCGGCGCCCCCGCCUUUAUAAUACCGUAAAACCUUAAAUUGAAGCCCUGGGCUUCUUUUCUUUGCGAACUUUGCACGGGCUUCUUUUCGAGAUGGGCUUCUUUUCAAGACUACUUUUGCAAAGUAAAGAGGGGGCUUCUU